Molecule: messenger RNA, 1367 nt
Organism: Octodon degus (degu)
Lineage: Eukaryota; Metazoa; Chordata; Mammalia; Rodentia; Octodontidae
Product: 39S ribosomal protein L3, mitochondrial
Exons: 1
Coding region: 135-1175 (346 amino acids)
Biological process (GO): translation
Cellular component (GO): ribosome; mitochondrial large ribosomal subunit
Molecular function (GO): structural constituent of ribosome
Source: RefSeq, a predicted model, not a curated record
GAAAUUGGCGGACCUGGGAUGCGACACUUUCCCAAGGGUCAAGACGAACUCGUGGUCCUUGAGUUGAGGACGCGCUAAAAGCACUGAGGAGGGGCGCCCAAAGGUGUCGUGACCACAACUCACCCAGCUACUCCAUGCCAGGUUGGAGGCUGCUGGCGCAGGCGGGCGCCCAGUUGGGCGGCGGCGGCGGGCUGGGAGCUGCCCUCGGCGUGGGGAGUAGAACAAACAUCUGGCUUUUUAUUAGAAGUCUCCACGGUAAGAGCCCAAGUUGGUGGGAUGAGCAUCUUUCUGAAGAGAAUACCUCGUUUGUUAAGCAGUUGGUCUCUGAUGAAGAUAAAGCCCAGUUAGCAAGUAAACUGUGUCCUCUAAAAGAUGAACCAUGGCCUAUACUCCCUUGGGAACCAGGUUCUUCUAGAGUUGGCCUUAUUGCCCUGAAGUUGGGCAUGAUGCCUUUAUGGACCAAGGAUGGCCAAAAGCAUGCAGUCACAUUACUACAGGUACAAGAUUGUCAUGUCUUGAAAUACACUUCAAAGGAAAACCAUAAUGGAAGAAUGGCAGCCCUAACUGUGGGAGGGAAAACUGUGUCACGUUUCCGUAAAUCUGAACCUGUGUUGGAAUUUUACCGAGAACUUGGAUUGCCCCCAAAACAGAACAUUAAAAUCUUUCAUGUAACAGAUAAUGCUGUAAUUAAGCCAGGCACCCCUCUUUAUGCUGCUCACUUUCGUCCGGGACAGUAUGUAGAUGUCACCGCCAAAACUAUUGGUAAAGGUUUUCAGGGAGUCAUGAAAAGAUGGGGAUUUAAAGGCCAGCCUGCUUCUCACGGUCAAACGAAAAUCCAUAGGAGGCCUGGAGCCAUUGCAACUGGGGACAUUGCCAGAGUCUGGCCGGGAACUAAAAUGCCUGGACAAAUGGGAAACAGAUAUAGGACAUCAUUUGGACUGAAAGUCUGGAGAAUAAACACAAAACACAAUAUAAUCUAUGUAAAUGGUUCAGUGCCUGGACAUAAAAAUUGCUUAGUAAAGGUCAAAGAUUCUAACCUGCCUGCAUAUAAGGAUUUCAGUAAAAAUCUCCCAUUCCCUACAUAUUUUCCUGAUGGGGAUGAAGAGGAGCUACCAGAAGACUUAUAUGAUGAAAAUGUGUGUCAGCCGAACUCACCUUCUAUUACAUUUGCCUAGUGCAGUGGGACAUGAUCAGUCCAGGCAGCGUGCGCUCUGACGAGCCAGAACAGCAGUGUAACCAGGAGCUCCAGGCCCGGCUGAGUCAGAGCCCCACACCUUGCAUUUCAUCAGAGGCUUAAAUAGAUCACUUCUCCAAUUGAAUUUUGUUAUAAAAAUUACCACAUUUAAUAAACUAAUUGUUUGCUAAAA